AGACAUUUCCUCCCACACGCUUGCUCCCUCCGUCUCAGCUGUCUGACUCGGUCUCUCUCUCUCUCUGGCAGAGAAAAGGAGCUGAGCCUCAGCGCGAGCUGCGAACGGUCAGGGAAGAUAAGGAGGCGGCUGAGGAGAGCUGACAGAGCUGACACCUUGGUGGAGGAGCUGCAGGUCGAAGCAGUGACAGACGAAGCAUCCUCUCCUUAGCUUUGACUGAAUUCAUUUGGAGUUGGAGAAGGACCACGUGUUACCUGCAAUAGAUUACUCCAACACAGAGCGUUCACCAUAACCAGGAUCGACCUUCCAACCAGAUAUUUAUAUUUCGCUGGUUCCGCUCAUCACGUCUAGCAUGGGCACGCGAGGCCUUCUGGGCUGCCUUCUUCUGAUUGCUCUGUUCAACUUCUCAAAUGCUGGACUUGUGAAGAAACUCCUGAGGCAUCGACGGCAAACUGUGCUACCCCCUGAAGAAAGCAACCUUACCCUGCCCAGCGCCGGCCAUCCUGUGGUUUUCAGUCACGUCUACAACAUCAAUGUUCCUGGCAGUUCGCUCUGUUCGGUGGACCUAGACAACCCGGACACCACUCAGCUCCAACCCAAAAACACUGCAGCGGUCUCCUCCGGCCACCAUGUCACUGAACACACACUUGACGGGGAGAACCAGAUAAUUUUCACCCACCGCAUCAACAUACCUCGCCAGGCUUGCCAAUGUAAAGAAGACCUGCCCGGCUUGAAGGACCUCAUGAGCCGGCUGGAGAUGCUGGAAGGAGAAGUUUCAGCUCUACGGGACCAGUGCGGCGGUGGAGAGGCGUGCUGCAGCGCACAAGCGACAGGUGAGUUGGGGAUGAGGCCUUACUGCAACAGUCAUGGAAACUACAGUUCUGAAACCUGCGGCUGCAUUUGUGAGCCUGGCUGGAAAGGACCCAACUGCACCGAGCCUGAAUGCCCCGGCGGCUGCCAGGACCGCGGCCGCUGCGUGGACGGAAAAUGUGAGUGCUUCAAGGGCUUCGGCGGAGAUGACUGUGCACUGGAGGUCUGUCCUGUGGACUGUGCUCAUGGCCACUGCGUGGGCGGCGUUUGCAUCUGUUUGGAUGGUUUCUUUGGGGAUGACUGCUCUCAAAGCCAGUGUCUGAACAACUGCCUGGGCCGCGGUCGCUGUGACGAUGGAGACUGCGUGUGUGAUGAACCCUGGACUGGCUUUGACUGCUCUGAACUCAUCUGCCCCAACGACUGCUAUGACCGUGGGCGCUGCUUGAAUGGCACCUGCUACUGUGACGAGGGCUUCAGUGGGGAGGACUGCGGCGAACAGACCUGCCCCAACAACUGCCGUGGUAACGGUUUAUGUGUCGACGGCAAAUGUGUCUGCUCUGCCGGGUACACCGGUGAAGACUGCUCUCAGCUCACCUGCCUGAAUGACUGCAAUGGCAGAGGCACGUGCUUCAAUGGGAUGUGCAUCUGUGACUCAGGCUAUCAAGGUGAGGACUGCAGCCAGCUGGCUUGUCUAAACAACUGCAACAACAGAGGCCAGUGCAUAAAUGGACAGUGUUCAUGUGACGUUGGCUUCCAGGGAGAGGAUUGCUCCGAGCUUUCCUGUCCAAGUGACUGCCUUCGCAGGGGUCGUUGCAUUAACGGACAGUGUGUGUGUAAUGAAGGCUUCACUGGUGAGGACUGCAGCAUCCGUACCUGCCCUUCAAACUGCUACGGCCGUGGAGACUGUGUCGAGGGACGCUGCGUGUGCCACAUAGGCUUUGUCGGGGAGGACUGCAGCGAGCUGAGCUGCCCCAACAACUGCAGGAACCGCGGCCGUUGUGUCGCUGGGCAGUGUGUUUGUGACGAAGGGUUCAGCGGGGAAGACUGCAGCCAGAAAGCUUGUCCCAACGACUGUCUUGGCCAAGGCCAAUGUCAGGAUGGCAAGUGCUUUUGUCGGGAAGGCUACGCAGGAGAUGACUGCUCUGUCCUCACCUGUCCAGAUAACUGCAACAACAGGGGGCGCUGCAUCAACGGGAGGUGUGCAUGUGAGAGUGGAUAUGAAGGAGACAGCUGUGAAAAGCAGAGCUGUAUCAAUGACUGCCAAGACAAAGGCCGCUGUGUGGAUGGUCAGUGCGUCUGUGACGAGGGCUACAUUGGAGAGGACUGCUCGGAGGUGUCUCCUCCAAAGGACCUAACAGUUGGCGAGGUCACCCCUGAAACCGUGGACCUGUCCUGGAACAACGAAAUGCUGGUCACAGAGUACCUGGUCACGUAUAUUCCCACUAGUCCCGGCGGUCUCCUGCUGGAAUUCACCGUACCUGGAGACAAAACUGCUGCCACCGUUAAAGAGCUUGAACCUGGUAUUGAGUACCUGAUCAGUGUUUACGCCGUCUUGAGCAACAAGAAGAGCAUCCCCGUCAGUGCGAGGGUGGCCACAGAUCUCCCACAUCCGGAGGGUAUAAAAUUCAAAUCUGUGAGGGAGACGUCCGUAGAGGUGUUGUGGGACCAGCUGGACAUCCCCUUUGAUGCAUGGGAGAUCUACUUCCGUAACACAAAAGAAGAGAAUGGAAAAGUCGUGAGCACUCUUCAGCCUUCUCAGAACCAGUUCCUCCAGUCUGGGCUUGGACCAGGACAGGAAUAUGAGGUCUCUCUCAACAUCAUCAAAAACAAGACCAGAGGACCACAAACAUCUGCAACGAUCACUACCAAGAUCGAUAGCCCCCGGCAGGUGGAGGUGAAGGACGUGACGGACUCUGAGGCUCUCGUCAGCUGGUAUCUGCCGGUGGCCCCCGUGGACAAAGUGACUGUGUUUUACAGCUCCACCGCUGACCCUUCAAACGUACACUUAGUCGACGUUUCUCCGAGUGAGAAGCAGCUCAGCGUGGCCAGUCUGAAGCCAGACACAGAGUACACGGUGUCGCUCGUUUCAAAGAGGGGAGACGCCUCCAGUGACCCGGUCACCACCACAUUCACUACAGCUCUGGAUGCUCCCAUGGGCCUGCAGGCUGUUUCUCAGACGGACGACAGCAUCACUCUGGAGUGGACCAACAGUAAAGCUGAUGUUGACAGCUACCGAGUGAAAUACAGCCCCAUUUCUGGGUCUGCUCACGGAGAGCAAGUGUUCCCACGAAGGCCAGGUCACACCACACAAGCCACCAUCACCGGGCUCAAGCCGGGUUCGGAGUAUGGGAUCGGUGUGACUGGCGUGAAGAAUGAGAGGGAGAGUCUCCCCGCCACCGCAAAUGCAGCAACUGAUCUCGACCCUCCGAGAGAUUUCGAGGUUGUCGCGUCCACGGAGACAUCCAUCACGUCCAGGUGGAAGAAACCUCAGUCCAAAGUCUCCGGGUACAGGCUGGUGUUUUACUCCAGAGACGGCCGGACCGAGGAGGUGGAGAUCCCCGCCAAAGUUACUUCGCACAUCCUCCCCAACCUGACUCCUGGAAUGAGAUACACCCUCACUCUGACAGCAGAGAGAGGACACAGGAGGAGCACGCCCGUCUCCCUGGAUGCAUCCACAGCCUCUUUCACUUUUUAUUUAGCCGACUCAGAUGGGCACGAGCUAACGACUCCCACAGGCUCGGAGGACAAUGUCAUUAGCUUCGUGUAUUUAGAUCUGCCCGAGUCCCAGAUUUCUGGGACAGACCCUGAGGAUAAGCUUGGAACGCUGACUCUCUCGGGCAUCACGCCCGACGGAUUUGACCUCUCGUGGAAAGUAAAGCCUCAUGAUGUCUAUGAUAAUUUUGCAAUAGAAUAUAAAGAGACUCUGCGAUUGGGGGAUGUGAAGGAGGUCCAAGUUCCUGGAGAUGCCAGGAGCUCUAGAGUUCAGGGCCUGAAGGCAUCAACAGAGUAUCAAAUUAUUCUUUAUGGAGUAAAGAAUAGCCAGCAAUCUGCACUACUUGAAGCUGUUGCAGUCACAGCGCCUAAGCCUACCUCUCCAGAUGUACUUGCGCUGAGUGUCAAAGAAGCCCAAACAACCGCAGCAUCUGCUCUGGAGAAUGAAAUCCCUGAUCUCCCUCAUCUUCUAAACACUGAAGCGCCUCCUGAUUCUGGUGGGAUGAGCUCUGGGACUGAGCCCGAAAGCUCAGGCAUGGAUCUGCUGGGCGACCUCGCCGUCAGCAUUGCCGCCAACCGCGUGAGCCUGACCUGGUCAGCGCCCGAUGAGGCGUUUGACAGCUUUUUGGUGGAGCUCAGUGCUCCGUCAGUAGGAGCCCAGCCUCGAGAGACAGUCCUGCCAGGAAAUGUGAGAGAGGCUAAAAUAGGGGGUCUGUCCCCCUCUACACAAUAUGGUAUUACAUUGCAGGGGCUGGUGGAAGGGAAGCGGUCUUUACCUCUCAGAGUUUUUGCUACUACAGCAGCGGAGCUGAAGCCAGCGGUGGUGAACCUCACCAUCUCUGACAAUACAUGGGACAGCUUCACAGCAUCCUGGACCCCCACAGGUGGGGACUUUGACAGCUUUGUCAUUGAGGUAACAAACAUGGAGAAUUUCGCAGAGAGCCAGAACCUCACUCUGUCCGGAGACGCUUUGAGCCUGAGCCUCUCUGGGCUGAAUCCCAACACCAGCUACAUGGUUGGCCUGUAUGGGAUGUCUCAGGGCUCCUUCCUUGAGCCCCUGUACAGUGAAGCCACCACAGUGAAUCAGCCAGAGGCUGGCAAACUAUACGUCUCAAACUUGACGUCAGAGAGCUUUUCAGUCCUCUGGAACCACACUGAGGGACAGUUUGAUGGUUUUAUCCUGGAAAUAAUUGACUCUGAGUGGCUGAUGGAGCCAAAGGAAUAUAACAUAUCCCAUAAUGUAAGGUCCCAUGACGUCACAGGGCUCAGGCCCCGCACUGAUUACAUAGCCUACCUCUACGGGACAUACAAAGGAUCUCGAACGAGGGCUGUCAGUAUUGUUGCAACAACAGCUGAAGAGCCUGAUUUGUCCAAGUUAGUUGUUUCUAACGUUACCUCAGACAGAUUCUCCCUGGCGUGGCGGACAGUGGAGAAGGAAUUUGAUACGUUUAUAGUAGAAGUCAGGGAGUCUGCUUUGCCCUCGCGGGCGAUGGGGCGCGCUUUGGCAGGAGAUGUGCGCUCCACAGUAAUGAGUGGCCUCAAAGCAAGCACAAACUACAACAUAAAGCUUUAUGCCACUGACAGUAGCGGCCAGAACACACAGCCGCUGUUUGCCGUAGCAACAACAGAGGACCUCCCUCAGUUGGGGCCCUUAACUGCUUUCUCUGCAAGUCCACAUAACCUCAGCUUAUCCUGGAGCACUGUGUCGGGCCACUUUGAUGGCUUUGUUAUCCGGGUCAGUGACUCUGAUCAGCAGCUCGAUGCGCUGGAGUUCACGCUGUCCGGUGAAGUCCAGAACUUCACCAUCUCCGACCUGACGGAUGACACAGGCUAUGAUAUUGAGCUGUAUGGUAUAUCUCACGGGCGCCGCACUCCGUCUGUGUUAGCCCAUUCUGUGACAGCUCCUCUGCCUAAAGUAGAAAACAUGAACAUUUCCAACGUAACUCCCUACGGUUUCCGAGUGUCGUGGGCGGUGAGGCGGCAGCAGGUGGAGCAGGAAGAAAUAGCCCCCUCUAGUGGCGGCUUCAGCCACUUUCACUUAGUGGUGACAGACUCGGGCUGGCUGCUGGAGCCUCAGGAGUUCACUGUGCCGGGAAACCAAAGCCACCUGGACAUCUGGGGCCUCAUCACCGGCAUAGGCUAUGAGGUCAGGCUGACCGGGGUGUCAGAGUCGGGGCUUCUCUCUCGGCCUCUGACUACAGUGGCUGUGACAGAGGCCGAGCCCGAGGUGGAGCAUCUCUUCGUUUCGGAUAUCACAGCCGACAGUUUCCGUUUAUCGUGGGCGGCGGACGAAGACCUGUUUGACAGAUUUGUGAUCAAAAUAAGGGACGGCAAAAGAUUAUCUCAUCCUCAAGAGUACAACACCCGUGGCGACGAGCGAACCAAGGUGGUAACGGGGCUCAAGGGUGGCACUGAGUAUGAAAUCGAGCUUUACGGUGUCACACUGGACCACCGUUCCCAACCUAUUACAGGGGUUGCUCAGACAGGCCUGAGCUCUCCAAGAGGACUUCACUUCUCUGAAGUGACUCCAUCUACAGCUGUGGUUCACUGGUCCAUGCCACGCUCCCCGGUUGAUAACUACCGUAUCACCUAUGUGCCAUUUGAAGGAGGAAACCCGCUGGUCGUGACUGCAGAUGGCAGCGUUACUGAGACUCUGCUGAUCAAUAUGAUUCCUGGAAAGACCUACCAAGUGACCGUGAGUUCCCUGAAGGGUCUGGAGGAGAGUGAGCCCAGCACUGACGCCGUCACCACAGCUUUGGACAGCCCGCAGGGUGUAACUGCGGUCAAUGUGACUGACACUUCAGCUCUGUUGCUGUGGCAACCAUCUGUAGCAACCGUUGACGGCUAUGUUAUCACCUUCAGGGCUGAAUCAAUGUCCCCGGUGGUGGAGGUUGUUUCUGGGAACACGGUGGAGUUUGAGAUGAACUCUCUGGUUCCAGCAACCCACUACAUGGUUGGAGUUCAUGGUGUGAGAGAAACUCUGAAGAGUGCCGCUGCUGUUACUGAGUUCACCACAGGCGUGGACCCUCCUCGUGACUUGAAGGCUAUUAACGUUCAAACUGAAAGUGCAACUCUGACCUGGAAACCACCUCACGCAGCUGUCACUGGAUACACUCUCAGCUUCUCGUCUGCUGACGGUAAAAUCAGGGAGGUGAUGCUCAGCCCGACAGCCUCUUCUUACAGCAUGUCCCAGCUGACCGGCUCAACAGAGUACGAGGUCCGACUGCAGGCCGCUGCUGGAGCCCAGAGGAGUCGCUACAUAACCACCGUCUUCUCCACCAUUGGACAGUUGUACAGGCGUCCUCGGGACUGUGCUCAGCUUCUACUGAACGGAGAGACGACCUCGGGUCUGUACACCAUCUAUAUCGGAGGGGAGGACAGCCAGCCCAUCCAGGUUUACUGCGACAUGACCACAGAUGGCGGGGGAUGGAUGGUUUUCCUCAGACGCCAGAACGGAAAUGUGGAAUUCUUCAGGAACUGGAAGAACUACACUGCUGGAUUCGGUAACAUGAACGAUGAGUUCUGGCUGGGACUGUCCAACCUCCAUAAAAUCACGUCUCUGGGACAUUAUGAGCUGCGAGUGGACUUGACAGACCAAGGGGAAGCAGCCUACGCUCAGUACGACAAGUUCACAGUUGGAGAGCCACGGUCGCGGUAUAAGCUGCACAUAGGAGCGUACAGCGGGACUGCAGGCGACUCCAUGAUCUACCACCAGGGCCGGCCCUUCUCCACCUACGACAACGACAACGACAUCGCCGUGACAAACUGCGCCUUGUCCUACAAAGGUGCCUUCUGGUACAAAAACUGUCAUCGCGUCAACCUCAUGGGGAAAUAUGGUGACAGCAGUCACAGUAAGGGGAUCAACUGGUUCCACUGGAAGGGUCAUGAGCACUCAAUCGAGUUUGCAGAGAUGAAGAUCAGGCCGGCCGACUUCAGAAACUUUGAGAGCAGAAAGAAGCGAUCGUAGACUCGUGAGGACCUUACCUCCCUCCCUUCCCUCCCCCUCCCACACCUCAUCUCCACUCAUGGACAUUCCCUCAUCUCUGAAACACACGUAACACUGAGGCAGCCCCGCUGAGUGGGAGUCGGCCCUGGCUGUGAGAAAUGAACCUGGUAGCCACACACCAAAGAACCAGAGCAGCACCAGUCCUCCGUUUGUAGCUGUCCCAGUGUGGCACCGCCGUGCGUUUGUGUUUCCAAAGAGAGUCGCUGUUGUGUUUUGUGUUUUUGUUUUAAAUGGUGUGAAUGAACAUUUGUGUGUUAUUCGGGACCAAACACCUGGAUUAUUUUGUAAAAGUGUGGAUAAGAAUCCACUGACUCAGCGACGCCUCACAUCCUCUGAAGUUUAUCGUUGUAUAUGAAAUUAGAGAGAAACAAUUCAUCUUAAAUGUUUAAUGUGCAACCACCCACCGACACGCUUUCUGUUCAGAUUUUAAAUAUGAUCUGCUUUUUUUUUUUUGAGACGUCUGGUGCUCUGUAACCUUCAAUACAAAAUUAAAGAUGUUUGAUAAAAUUG
Messenger RNA from Cololabis saira (Pacific saury), 8038 nucleotides. Its product is annotated as tenascin-like. Bases 353 to 7489 code for a protein of 2378 amino acids. NCBI's taxonomy places the organism in Eukaryota, Metazoa, Chordata, Actinopteri, Beloniformes, Belonidae. The record is from RefSeq and is a predicted model, not a curated record. Gene Ontology annotation, molecular function: protein binding. The transcript is spliced from 29 exons.